AGUGUGAGAAAUUUUAUACUCCUCCGUCCGCGCAAUUUUCGUAAAAAGGGGUAAAAUUUUUUUUGCUUCACGUAUUAAUAUCUAGAUAUUUCACGAAUGCAAAUUGAUUCGAAGUUAGUGUUUUAAUAAUUGCCCUAGUACGACGACCAGGCGAGGUCUAGCAUUGUGAUGUUUGAAAAAAUACGAAUAAUAUUUUACAUAUUCCUCGCAGUUUUCAUUCCGUAUUUGCUACAAGAAUACAUUACGGCCAUAUUAUUGAACAAAAUCAAACGGUGCGAGUGUAAUAAUUGUUGAAGAUGCGUUUUGCUUGCGCGUUUUUCUUCGUUCUGGCUGAUUUCUUAGGCGUGUUCGCCGAAAUCUAUUUGCGGCUUGUGUUCAUUGUCGAGCGACACGAGCCGGAGUUGUUCAGGAUGAUUGGUGAGGCCGCUAAGCACGCAGAAGACCUGAAGCAGCUCGCAUUGGACGACUCGAUCGUGUCGCUAGACCGUGAGAAUGAAGACGAAGCCCGCGGGAAACUAUGCUCCGAGUUAUCUAAGGGAGUGUCAGCCCUCAUUGACCUGUCCUGGUCACCGUGGGACGAAGCAGAGCAUCUCGCUUCGGAAGCCGGUGUGCCCAUCAUCAGAAUUACGCUAGGACCUCAGCCCUUCGUUGCCGCUAUCGACAGAUACUUGGAGUCAAGGAACGCCACUGACGCCGCCAUUUUGUUGGAGAGUGAAAUUGACGUCGACAAAGUCUUGUACGAGCUAUUGGGUCGAUCCAACACGCGCAUUUGGGUGCAUGCCGGCCUCACGCGGGACUCCGCCAGGGCUCUGAAGACGAUGAGGCCUGACCCAAGCUUCUACGUGCUGGUCGGUGGAAGUGGCUUCGUGAUGGAAACGUACAAACGGGCCGUGAAGGAGAAGCUGGUGCGUCGUGUCUACCGCUGGAAUCUGGUCUUCACCGACUACCUCGAUCUGUCCGCCCUGGAUCUGAGUUCCGUGGUACAGCCUGCGAUGAUCCUACAGGCACACCCCGAGGAUUGUUGCAGGAUCAUCGCCUCGAAGGAUUGCACUUGUUCCGAUAGUUUUGAGAAGACUCAGGCCACAUUGAACUCUCUGAUUGCUUAUCUGGUGGAUGCUUUUGGGAGAAUCGAUGGCACGUUCAUGGUUAAAGCCAGGGUCGACUGCGGGAACAUCCAUAGUGAUAUGAGCGAUACCAAAGAGGCAUUGCACAGGAUAUUCGUCGAAGACAUAGAUAACAACGAAACUGUAUUUUAUUGGGAUCAGGAAAGGUACGGAUUGUUCUUGCGCCAUCGCUACGUUCUGUCUUCAUACAAGCCUGAUUCCGGUCUGGAAGCCGUCGCGGUUUGGUCAGCGAACCAAGAGUACAGGCUGCUUCCGGGAGUGACACUGGAACCCUUGAAGCACUUCUUUAGAGUCGGGACUUCGCCGGCCGUACCGUGGACCCUGCCGAAGCUCGACCCUGAGACCGGGGACCCGCUGUACAAUGAAGACGGCCAACCGAUCUACGAGGGAUACUGCGUGGAUCUAAUACAGAAAUUAUCAGAGGCCAUGAACUUUGACUACGAGAUCGUUUCACCGAGGAGCGGGGGAUUCGGAAGGAGGCUACCUAAUGGCUCCUGGGACGGUGUCGUCGGUGACCUCACUACGGGGGAGACCGACAUAGCCGUCGCUGCGUUGACCAUGACGGCUGAGAGGGAGGAAGUCAUAGAUUUCGUGGCGCCAUACUUCGAACAGACAGGAAUAUUGAUAGCGAUUAGGAAGCCAAUACGGAAGACGUCCCUCUUCAAGUUCAUGACGGUACUCCGCACUGAGGUUUGGCUCAGCAUCGUGGCGGCUCUCGUUCUAACCGGCUUCAUGAUUUGGCUGCUGGAGAAGUAUUCCCCUUACUCGGCGAAGAACAAUCCGGGGGCCUACCCGUAUCCUUGCAGAGAUUUUACACUGAAAGAGAGCUUCUGGUUCGCCCUGACCUCGUUCACUCCUCAAGGCGGCGGAGAAGCUCCGAAAGCCCUCUCAGGCAGGACCCUCGUGGCUGCCUACUGGUUAUUCGUGGUGCUGAUGCUGGCCACAUUCACGGCGAACCUGGCUGCUUUCCUCACGGUCGAGAGGAUGCAGACUCCGGUGUCAUCUUUAGAGCAAUUGGCGCGUCAAUCCCGCAUCAAUUAUACGGUCGUCGAAGGUUCUAGCACGCAUCAAUACUUCAUCAAUAUGAAGUUCGCCGAAGAUACGCUAUAUAGGGUGUGGAAGGAGAUAACCCUCAACGCCACAUCGGAUCAAGCCCAGUAUCGGGUGUGGGACUACCCCAUCCGGGAGCAGUAUGGACAUAUCCUUCUGGCCAUUAACGCUUCAGGUCCAGUGGCAGACGCGGAAACUGGCUUCAAACAAGUCAACGACCACACAGACGCCGACUUUGCUUUCAUCCACGAUUCAGCGGAGAUAAAAUACGAGGUGACCAGGAACUGUAAUCUGACCGAAGUCGGGGAGUUGUUCGCCGAGCAGCCUUACGCCAUAGCCGUCCAGCAGGGCUCCAGGCUACAGGAGGACAUCUCCAGAGCCCUGCUGGAGUUACAAAAGGAACGAUUUCUGGAACAGCUGGCUUCCAAAUAUUGGAACGAAACGCUAAGACAGUCCUGCUCUGAUGCCGAUGAAUCUGAAGGCAUCACCCUGGAGAGCUUAGGUGGUGUCUUCAUAGCAACGCUGUUUGGCUUGGGUCUAGCGAUGAUAACUUUGGCCUGGGAGGUGUUUUAUUACAAGCGCAAAGAGAAAAAUAAGGUGCAGUCGAAAAAAGAGAACGUUGAGAGGCCGCCAAUCAAGAGCGCUAAGCUCGGAGGGAAAAUGGCCGUCGGCGUUGCCAGACUACGGAAGAGAGCUACCAAAAUAGGGAAAAAGAAAAACGUCACUAUAGGCGAUAGUUUUAAGCCGUCCGUUUCAUAUAUAAGCGUUUAUCCCAAAGGCGAUUAUCGUCCUUGAACUAAAUUUAAUAAAUACUGUUAAGCGCUGGGGUUCGGGAUAAAUAAAAUUUCACCAACGUACAACUUAAAACUGUAUUCAACACUUAGAAAACUUAAACACUUUAAAACUCUCAAUUCGCUUGUUUCGCUUCGCAUCAAGUGAUCCUUUCGCUGUUUCGCAUCGAGUAGUUCCGAUUACUGACUGACUGCGUGCCAUCUCUGCAACGCUUUUAUAGUCGAUACCACAUCCCUAGAAUUAUCGAGAAUAUUCCACACAU
Bombyx mandarina (wild silkworm) is the source of this 3228-nucleotide messenger RNA. It is a transcript of the gene Ir8a, whose product is annotated as Ionotropic receptor 8a. Lineage: Eukaryota; Metazoa; Arthropoda; Insecta; Lepidoptera; Bombycidae. The record is from RefSeq and is a predicted model, not a curated record.